This is a messenger RNA of Mesorhabditis spiculigera, 1920 nucleotides long. The record is from the annotation of a GenBank genome assembly. Lineage: Eukaryota; Metazoa; Nematoda; Chromadorea; Rhabditida; Rhabditidae.
AUGGGCUCCGGGCUCUGCCUGGCCGACUCCCUCUACGACGCGAGCGACCCCAUCGUCGAGCUCAACGUCAACAACUUUGAUCAGGAGGUGUAUGGACAGAAAAAGGCCUUCUUUGUCGAAUUUUACUCGUCAUGGUGCGGUGCGUGUAUCGCUUAUGCGCCAACGUUUAAGAAAUUCGCGAGGUUGGUACAAAGCUGGAAGCCAGUAGUUCAAGUGACUGUCGUCAACUGUGCUGAGGAUAUCAAUAUGCCACUCUGCCGAGCGCACGAAAUUCAUGCGUUCCCUACCAUCAAGUAUUUUAAAUACAGUCCAGCCAACAAAGACGAUGUGGUGCCGUUCCAAGGCGACAAGCACAAUUUGGAGACGUUACCUACCGAUUUGGCAGCGUUGGUCAAAGCCGACGCCGAGGUUCAGCACCCAACCGGUUGGCCGCUCUUCGAUCCUGUUCCUGACAGCACCAGCCUUGAACAAGUUUGGGAGACGACCAAGACCAAAUUUUUGUUGAUGGUGUCUGAGAACGAUCCCUCGAAGAUGGGCUUUGCGGAAGCCAUCAACUUCCACGACAGUCGUCUCGUCAAGGUCGCCAUGGUCAGACCUUCGCACAAGGCAGCUUCCUCGAUCGCGCUUUACGCCGGGAAGGCCGCACUUUUCCAGCGAGGCAACCCAAGUCCCGUGUGGGUCUCAGGUGAUUCUACAACUUGGGCAGAAAUCCAGGAGAAGGUGAAUGACCAUAUUUCUUCUGAACCUGCCGGACAAGUUGUUGAGCCAGUAUUGAGCCCAGCUGGCCAAAAGCACGGUGCGGACGGCGUUGCGUUGAACCUGGAGCAGUUCAAGGUCCAAGCAACCGAUCUGCAAUCCGCGCUCGGGUACAUGUUGUUGAAGGAGGUUGUCCGUAGGGAGAAGAUCACCGGCGCUGACUUGGAGGCCCUAAAGCAAUGGAUUCAUGUGCUGAAGAAGUGGUCACCAGGCACCACCCCGACUCGCCGUCUCUUGCAUCGAUUGGACGAGUGGCUGCAACUUCAGAUGACGAUAGUUACUGCUGACCAGUGGACCAAAAAGAUAACUGAGCUUCAGGUUGAUCUCGGAAAUCCUCUACCAGCCACACCAAACUGGUUAGCAUGUAAGGGAUCGAAGAGCAACCUCCGUGGCUACACUUGUGGACUCUGGACACUCGGACACGCUAUUUCUGUAAACGCCUACGUCCAGGAGAAAGAUCGCGCUGAUUUCUCACCGGUAAAUGAAUUCUUGGAGCCGUGGCACCAGUUCAUCUUCCGAUUCCUGUCCUGUCAAGAGUGUGCUGACAACUUCAACAAAGAGGCCGAACAGCACAAAUUGGCGCAUGUCAGCCGGAAAGAAGACACCGUUCUUUGGCUGAACAAGGUCCACAAUGCCGUCAACAAGCGGUUGUCCGGAGCGCCAGCUGAAGAUCCGCAAUUCCCGAAACGCCAGUUCCCGCCGAAGGUCCUCUGCCCUACGUGCUGGGAUGCGGCUGGAGCAUUGAACGAGGAGGAAACUUUCAAAUUCCUCAUUCACUACUACCAAGACAUUCGAACAGAUCAACCCGAGAAAUCAGACGGGUACCAGAUGUCCGAAUUCGAAAACGGAAAAUUGUCGAAGGUGGCCAAUAAGCAUUUGAAUCCGAAAUUCAACGUCAAUGCGGAUCAGGUUGAUGGACUAGAAGCCGAUGAGGCGAAGCGUAAGCUCGACAUGAAUCCUCAACGCGAAUGGAGAAGUAUUGAUGGAAGUUAUUCAAACCUGAACCCGAUGCAACAAGAGCGUGGCCAUUUCUACUUCUGGCUGCUGUCGUUGAUAGCCGUCUGUGUCUUCCUGGCCUACUACAAAUACCGGCGGAACAAGAGUCGCUUCUGGAAGCAGUUCUACUACAGUUCCGACUUCAAAUUAUCCAAGCAAAACAUAGCC